AUGGAGGCGGCCCUCACCCGCAGCGCACAGGGCGGCGACGCCCUGUUCGCCGGCGACGACCCCUUCUCGCCGCCCGCGCCGCCCGUCGCGGCACUCAAAGCAAAAGUCGCCAGCAAACUCCACGCCUACGCCGCAACCCGCCCGGCGCCGGGCGCGGCGCCGACCGGCUGCUCCGACGAAAAGGAGCGGCGCGCGUACGUCGACGAGCUCGCGGCCGCGCUGUCGGGCGCGCGGCGGCGGAAGCGCGCCAAGGGCGCGAAAGCCGAAGCCGAGCCGCCGGCGCCGGCCGAGGGCGGCGCGAUCGUCGUGCGCGGCGGCACGGCGACGGCCGGCGCCAAGGGCGGGGCGCUCGCGGUGCCGCUGCGGCGGCGCGCGGCCGCCGUGCCCGUGCCGCAGUGGCAUGCGCCCUGGGCGCUCCACGCCGUGGCGAGCGGCCACCUGGGCUGGGUGCGCUGCGUCGCGUUCGACCCCCAAAACCAGUGGUUCGUCACGGGCUCGGCGGACCGCACCAUCAAGGUCUGGGACCUGGCAAAGUGCUCCGCUGGCGCCCAGGGCGGCCUAAAGCUCACGCUGACGGGCCACGUCGGCGCCGUGCGCGGCCUCGCGGUGUCGCCGCGGUCCGCGUACGCCUUCUCCGCGGGCGACGACAAAAAGGUGCUGUGCUGGGACUUGGAAACGAAUAAAGUGGUAAGACGCUACCACGGCCACCUGAGCGGCGUCUACUGCCUCGCGCUGCACCCGACGCUCGACCUGCUCUUCACGGGCGGCCGCGACAGCUGCGUGCGCUGCUGGGACCAGCGCACGUCGAAGCAGGUCAUGAUGCUCGGCGGCCACCAGGCGACGAUCAACAGCGUCGCCGCGGCGGCGACGGACCCGCAGGUCGUCUCGGGCUCCGCGGACAACACCGUGCGGCUCUGGGACCUCGCCGCGGGCAAGACGCGCGCGACGCUGACGCACCACAAGCGCGGCAUCCGCGCCGUCGCCUGCGCGCCCUUCGACGGGAGCUUCGUCUCGGCCGCGGCCGACGCGGUCCGGACGUGGCGGCGCAAGGACGGCGCGCUGCUGCGGACGAUGCGCGGCCACAACGCCGUGCUGAACGCCUGCGACGUCAAUUCCGCGGGCGUGCUGGCGACGGCCGGCGACGACGGCUCGCUGCGCCUCUGGGACUACCGGACCGGGUACAAUUUCCAGCGGCUCGAGACCGUCGCGCAGCCCGGCUCGCUGGCCUGCGAGGCCGGCAUCUACGACUGCGCCUUCGACCGCUCGGGCACGCGGCUCAUCACGUGCGAGGCGGACAAGACGGUCAAGAUCUGGAAGGAGCAGGCCGAGGCGGACCCGGAGAGCCACCCGAUCGACAUGGAGUCCUGGACGAAGGAGUGCCGGCGGCGGCGGUGAGGUAUGAGCUAGGAGUAAAGGAAGAACAUA
Molecule: messenger RNA, 1425 nt
Organism: Pelagomonas calceolata
Lineage: Eukaryota; Pelagophyceae; Pelagomonadales; Pelagomonadaceae
Source: the annotation of a GenBank genome assembly